Messenger RNA from Sycon ciliatum, 1986 nucleotides. RefSeq names its product SLIT-ROBO Rho GTPase-activating protein 2B-like. Lineage: Eukaryota; Metazoa; Porifera; Calcarea; Leucosolenida; Sycettidae. The record is from RefSeq and is a predicted model, not a curated record. Gene Ontology annotation, cellular component: cytoplasm. The transcript is spliced from 9 exons. Bases 610 to 1971 code for a protein of 453 amino acids. Gene Ontology annotation, biological process: negative regulation of cell migration.
GAUACGGGGAAUCUGGCAGCGCAGGUGACGCUGUAAGAUAUGGCACACACCCUCCUAUAAAUACUAGAGUCUUUUGCCAAAGGCAGGUGAUCAUCACGCACACACAAAGUAAAAAUACGCCUGUCGACUCGUCGUCGUCGUCGAACAAGAACUGAUGUACAAGAACUCCUGUCGUGUGAUGACAGAUGAUUAGAUUUGCCAGAAAUAUUCUCAGCACAGAGGUCUACGCAUAUCUACGACUCGCUAGUCGAGGGCCAGAUCUGAGAGCACCUGUACUCGUACACUGCGUAGCGCUUUCGGCUCCGGACAUCCGAACCGUACCGUGCCAUCAUCAACCGGUGCUGCCUGUUGCUGCGAGUGUUGCGAACUGAUGUGCCAGCGGUUCAGUCUGUCUGCCUGCACAUCGUGCUGAUGCUGACUUGAUCCAAGCCAGCACAGCUGACUCUGAGCUGAGCUGGAUCGAUCUGUGCCUGUGGAUUCACUGGCACUAGAAGUUUGUUGUCGGCUUGUUGUUGGCUUGUUGUUGCCUGCUCCGACUGAAAAAUGUGCCUGGACCUGUGGAUCACUACUGCAACUGGAUGUCUUGUUGCUGCCUGAUCCGACUGAAAUAUGUCCAUCCGUAUGCCGUCGAAGAGCGGAAGCUCCGCGGGAGGGCCUCGCGUUCUCACCAAAAAAGAUGUUACUGACUUGGAGGCUGCUGGUGUCAAGCUUCGCCGUCAAAUGGAUGUUCACGUGACUUGCUUGGACGCAAGAAGCACGUCCAAGGUGGAAGUGGUACAAGAAUGGCACGAAUAUUUGAAGAAACGUGCAGAGAUUGAGCUGGAGUAUACCAAGAGCUUGGAUAAACUUUCGGAUCGUACAAUAGAGAAAAUCAGUCGUCUAAAAAAGAGUUCGAAAGAGAAUAGUCUGAACGGCUGCUCCAGCACUCCGAUAGACCUACUUCUCACCAUGGUAACAGAUAAUAAGCAGCUGGCAUCACGCCGAGGGUUGUUGUGUGAUGACAUCACUAAUGAGGUACUUCCUCGGCUGGAUGUUGUCUCCAAGGACAUCAGCAUAUCUACCAGAAGGGUAAAAGAAGGUUUUCAUGUAGCACACGAGGAGAUCAAGAAAGCACAUACUGACUUGCUGGAGUCUAUGAAGGCAUACAUGGCAGCGUGCGUUGCUAGCGAGGAGUCUCAGUCGAAGCUGUCCAAAAUCCAAUCCAGUCGUUCCAAAGGCAAGAAUGUAGACAAGGACGCCAAGAAAGAAAUUAAGAUGUUGGAAGGUCUUAUGUCAAACAAGUUCAAGGCCAUCACUUGUCGCAAUGAGUACAUCAUGUGCUUAGAGUGGUUUAACAAAAUUUGCCGUACCUACUUCAAGAGGUGGAGUGCUGACUUGUUGGAGUUUUUUGACUUUGACUUCCACAACUCCAUUCGCAAUGUUCAGCGCUUGCAUGGCAGUCUUGAGAAGAACUACUUAGCGUUGAACACGCAGUUUAUUGACAGCUGGCAAAAGCAACUGUCAGAGCUCUCAGCCAAGGCCGAUCUUAGGAAGUUCCAGGCUGCUAAUAUGGGUGCAUUCCCCAUCCCACAGGAUGUGCCGUUUGUGCCUUACGGACCAAAUGAGAAACACAGUCUUUACGCCGUGUCCGGUGUCUAUGAGGGCAUGGCAUCGCAGAGAGGUGACCUCACUAUGCAAAUUGGCCAGACUACGUUCAGGCUAGACGAGGCGCACCGCUCCCUACAAGAGGUGAAAGAGUCCUUCUUGAAAUCGCAAGAAACCGUUUUUGGAAGCUCGAUCGAAGAAUGCCUUGAGGAAAACGGUAUGCUCUCUCGGACUUUGUUGCUGUGCGUAUCUGUGCAGCAGUGUCAGGCUGCUGCUCCUUGGAGUGAUUGUUCUCUCUGCAAUGUGAAAGAAGUGUGUAGCAUGUACAUAAUGAUGUUGCUGAAGUGUCUGCACACUUCCAGUGGUGGUCGCCUAGGCUUUCUUUGAAAAUGAAAGCUUGUC